UCUAUGGACUGUGCUUGUACUUACAACUCAUAGACGAUUCGCGAAUGAGUGUUAAUAUAACACAUUUUUUCUUGUCGUACUCAAAAAGUCAAAAAUAACCACUACCGUUCUAUAACGCUCACAAUAUGUCUUUGAAUCAAUUGAAUCCAGCUUACGAGGCUAUCGGAAAAGGGUUCGUACAACAAUAUUACGUAUUAUUUGACGACCCGUCCCAGAGGCCUUCGUUAGCCGCAAUGUAUAACCCGGAAACGUCUUUUAUGACUUUUGAAGGUGUUCAACUACAGGGUACAGUUAAAAUAAUGGAAAAAUUAAAUAGUUUAACUUUCCAAAAAAUCAAUAGAGUUGUUACUUCAGUGGACUCACAGCCAAUGUUUGAUGGUGGUAUAUUAAUCAAUGUCUUAGGUCGUUUACAAUGUGAUGAAGAUCCACCUCAUCCAUUCAAUCAAGUGUUUGUAUUAAAAUCAGUAGGUACUACUUUCUAUUGUGCCCAUGACAUCUUUCGUUUAGGAAUUCACGAUACUAUGUAAAACAUUGUAUUAUUAUAUUGUGUUUAAUGUCACUUAUAUGUUGUCAAUAAAUCAGUUUUGGUAACUAAUGAAAAAAAAACAACUGUAUCCUCAAUUUAAUUAAUUUUAUCUCGUAAAAAGUUUGAUUUGCUGAAAUAAAUUUUACUUGAAAGUUUUUUUUUUUGGUAUCAUGUUAACUAAUUAUAAUUAAUGUAGAUUACUACUGAUCAGAUUAUGUUUUUGGUUUUAUUAAUUGUCUGUCUCUACUUACACAAAUACAUAGAAUUAAAAUUGUUUAGAGUUAUUUAUUU
Melanaphis sacchari is the source of this 817-nucleotide messenger RNA. RefSeq names its product probable nuclear transport factor 2. The coding region runs from base 126 to 527 and encodes 133 amino acids. Gene Ontology annotation, cellular component: nuclear pore central transport channel. NCBI's taxonomy places the organism in Eukaryota, Metazoa, Arthropoda, Insecta, Hemiptera, Aphididae. Gene Ontology annotation, biological process: protein import into nucleus. The record is from RefSeq and is a predicted model, not a curated record. The transcript has 4 exons.